Molecule: messenger RNA, 963 nt
Organism: Ustilaginoidea virens
Lineage: Eukaryota; Fungi; Ascomycota; Sordariomycetes; Hypocreales; Clavicipitaceae
Exons: 2
Coding region: 1-963 (320 amino acids)
Biological process (GO): peptidyl-lysine dimethylation
Molecular function (GO): protein-lysine N-methyltransferase activity
Source: RefSeq, a predicted model, not a curated record
AUGGCUUUGACGUCUCGAAUCUCCCUCCGGGGCAGCGAGCCCUCGGGCCCCGAAGACUUUCUCUCCUCGUCCUUGGGAGUCAUCUUCCCGGAUGACGUGACCAACCAGCACGGCGACGCCGAGCACAGCCUCAUCUACGCCUCGCCGCAUCUGCCGCAGCCGCUGCAUCUCGAGCUUGCGGAUCCCGAGGGCGAGACGGACCGGCGGCUCUUCAGCCAUUACCUCUGGAACGCGAGCCUGCUGCUGGCCGAGCUGAUGGAGAGGGACACGCUCGGCUUGCACGGCUCGGGCACGGGUGAUGGUGAUGCUCAUGCGCGAGGAGGUCGAGACGCCAGUUUCUGCGUGGCAGGCAAGUCGGUGCUGGAGCUGGGCGCCGGCACGGCUCUGCCAAGCAUCAUGGCGGGACUGCUGGGCGCGCAGCGCGUCGCCGUGACGGAUUACCCCGCCCCGGCUGUUUUGAAGACGCUCGAGGGAAACGUCGGGCGCAACGUCCGCGCCGACCGCUCCCCCGCCGGCUGCCACGCGACGCCGGCUUCAAGCGUCGUCGUCCAAGGCCACGCCUGGGGCGAGCUGACGGGCCCGCGCGAGAGCAUCUGCCAGUCGGGCCGGCACGCCUUUGACCGCGUCGUCGCUGCCGAUUGCCUGUGGAUGCCGUGGCAGCACCAGAACCUCCAGAGGUCCAUCAGCCACUUCCUCAAGAAGACGCCCUACGCGCGGUGCUGGGUCGUGGCUGGAUUCCACACCGGCAGGGACAAGAUGAAGGGCUUUUUCGACCCAGACGCACUGGGCAGCCAUGACCUCGCGGUGGACACGAUAUGGGAAAGGGACUGCAACGGUCAGGACAGGGAGUGGCUGUGGGACAGGGAGGAAGACGUCACGAACAAGAACAGGAACAAGAAGAAGAAGAAGAAGAAGAUGAUGACGACGACGACGACGACGACAACGACAACGACAGACAAGUAG